AUGUGUACCCAAUUAUGUCCAUCCAUUGACUGUCAACUGAGAGCUCUUUAUGUGACUGAGAGGAGUAUUGGCAAUCUAUGUGGCGGUCUAUUCACAAUAUUGAUGCUCAUCAUAAUGUUCAGUGUAGCGCACCGUAGGUUCCAGGAACUGGUCUAUAUUAGUCUGGCAUUUAUAGCCAUUACACUGACACUGUGCAUCAUAUUUGCCAUAUUCAACACACUGUGCAAAGGGGAUCUACAGUUUGAUAUGUGGGAUACGGCUAAUAUCAGUAGUUCCCGCUAUACACCGACCCGACAUCAUAGUCGCAGACAGUCGAGUAGAUAUCAUAGACAUUAUAGUAAUAAUAAUAAUAAUAGCAGUUCUGCUAAUAACGCAUACAAUCAACAAAGGGUUCACGUGUGUGCACCCCCUUCAAUGGGAGGCGCCCGACUCAAUAUUAUUUACACAAUAGGUCAACAAAGCAAUCACACACCGCGAAUGAGUAGGUCAUUGGGCGGUCAGCCAUUGGACAGACACUCGGUGGCCAUCAAUAUCGAUGACAACAGUAACUAUAGCGCACAAUUAUGGCCACCCGGUGCUGGUGGCGUUGGCCGAAGUCCAACAUCUCGUGCAUCAUCUCCGCGUGCCGGCGGCGCCGCCGCCAACUGUCCGCCACAAUAUCUGCAGUUUUCACCGAUUAUUACGGUUAUCGGCGCCAAUGAGGCCAACGACGACUUGCAGCAGUUGAUCAGUACCUACGGACCCGCCGGCGAAGCCAUUGAUACAAGACUUCCCAUUAACAGUGAUAUAUUAUCCGACUUUGACUAUCAAUACCCUGAUAUGCCGCCACUGUAUCAUCAGUUGGAUGUCAUACCCACCGAUGGACCACCGAGUUAUGAGGACGCCAUCAAACAGAAGACGUCCGCAUCGCCGACACCGCAGUCGCCGACUGUACCGUCAACUCAUGACAAGAGGUCGCCGUCUUCGUCGUCAAUACCGCACGACUGCAGCGACUAUAAGAGUGACCAAAGAGGAGAUGAUAGCAGUGAUAGACGUAGUGAUGAUAAUCGAGAUAAUGAUGAUAAGGGAUAA
Molecule: messenger RNA, 1071 nt
Organism: Oppia nitens
Lineage: Eukaryota; Metazoa; Arthropoda; Arachnida; Sarcoptiformes; Oppiidae
Exons: 3
Coding region: 1-1071 (356 amino acids)
Source: RefSeq, a predicted model, not a curated record